Messenger RNA from Caenorhabditis auriculariae, 1006 nucleotides. Lineage: Eukaryota; Metazoa; Nematoda; Chromadorea; Rhabditida; Rhabditidae. The record is from the annotation of a GenBank genome assembly.
AUGUUCAAACACGUAGCGAAUCAAGCGCUAUUGCAAAAUAUCUCUGCAUACUGCAUGGUUAUCGAGUUUGAAAAUCGAUGGAUUUCGGCCGUUGUGAUCGCGGAUGCCUUUGCUGUUUCCGCGCUCCACUCAGUACCGGACUGCUUCCGAGAGAAUGGUAUGGAACUUUAAUAACUUAAGCUGCAAGCAGUGGAUUGUAGGAUUCCUAGAACCUCUGAAUAAAGAUCAAAAUUGUCAAUACAUUUAAGGUACGUCGGUGAUUCUUCGAGAUGAUCAGGGAGAGCUGCACAAUGCGCAUGUCCACGGGUCUAACGCGAUUUCGGACUACAUUGUGUUCAGGAAAGACGCGGGAUCAUUCAAGAAUGUGCCGAAAGUGAUGUCUCCGCAGCUCAUUGACAAGUACAUUGUGAUUGUGAGUAAAUUAAAGCUUACCUAUUUAUUCAGAUUAUUUAUAAGUAUAAUUAAUAUUGCAAACAUUGUGAAUUACUUUUUAUAAACCAUCAUUCAUACUAAUAUUGCUUUAUUUUCAGGGGUGCGCUUUCGGUGAGAAGUCAGUCUCUGUCCGCGUUGGUCUCAACAUCUCAUCGAUCUCUACUGGCUCUCGUGGUUUCUUCUACGGAGAAAGCGGUGGUAUUCCGGGGUUCAGUGGAGGUAGUAGUAGCAGUAGUAGUACACGAAGAAAUUUUUUGUAAACAACCAAUAUAUUGGCAUUGACAACCAAAUAAUCGUUUACCUUUUUUUCUAUGUGUAGUAGCAUUUAUCGUAUUUUUGAGGCGGCGUAUUCUGCUCACGAAACGGCUUCCUGAUGGGAAUCGCAAGAGGAAAUGAAUAUGAUGGGAACGAGACGCAUCUGUACGGCAAUGUGCUGGAAAUGAUUUCGGCAGCACGUGAGCAUAAAUUUAAUAAUUUCUUUAUCUCACAGUUCAUAAGAUUCAUAAGAAUUUCAUUUUUUUUAGUCAUCCUCAACAACAUCGAAGUCUUCGGGCACCAGCCUUUCUCCGUGUGA